AAGUAGGGGGAUGAAUGUGUGCGGAGCAGCCACCACUGUCAUGGCGCCGCGCACCACUGUCAGAAUAGCGCCCACGGCCUUGAUGCCUCAAAAAAUAUUAUACCAGUAGCAGUAAAUUUCAAAAAAUUUCUUCUCGUUUUUUCAACCAAACAAAAGAAAAAGAAAGGAAAAAAAACCAAGUGUGAUUUGUGAUAAAGAUAGAAUUUUUUUUUUAACCGUGACUUUAUUAUGAUAAUCGCGGUUUUCUUGUUGACUUUUGUAAAACAUACAUCCCCAUUGGUGCGUGUGUGCUAUUUUUAAUCCAUUCGUGAAUGCUUCUUACAUUUUAUAUACGAGAAUAUGUGUGUCAAUUGUUUGAAAGUCUGAAUGUUAUGUCUCCUGUGAUACUAUCAGUUAACAAAGAAGUGAUGUAUACAGAAGGUUAGGCAAGUUGUGCCGCACGAGUUUGGGCGGAGGUUAGAAACUUGACUAUCGAUAUACUUGAGAGGCAGAUCCCUGACCACGAGGUGGAUUGCAAUUGUAAACCGGUGUGAGAACAAUAGACCAAAAUCGUGACCGAUGUGUGGUGAUUUUAAUGAUUUUAAUUUGAAGCCAAAAGAAGAGAGAAAAGUGUUAGGAUUUUUGGAUUGAAGAAGAAAGGAGGGGGAGUGAUAAAAUAGGUGUGAAGAAGAAUUGGGAUUUUAAGAUAAGCAGAUUUUCACAGAACGGACAAGAAGGAUCAACAAUGUCCUAGCGAAGGCAGUAUCCUGUCUGGGCAUUCCCCCUUAUCCUGCUCCAUUUCACCUACACCCGUUUCCGUACACGUAGCGACCGUCCAACCUAUAUCCAUACCCAACCAGCUGUACCCAUCCAAGUACUUUCCCUCAGCCUCUGCAACAGACACGAUUUGUGUUCUUGGGAAUAGUGUUCUCUGAAUCAUCUGAGAUUCCUCCAUUCAUCUGUGAGUCCAAAGUACUUAAUCUGGCAGGGUGAUCCUGACCCCACCCGACCAAGGAAGAACCACACCCCGGCAAGGAUUUUGGCAUCCGAAUUUAUCGGUCUUCUGGCAAUGCAAACGACACUUUGCGGUGGUUAGUUCGACUUUUCUCGCAGAAGUGGCGACGCGAGGGAAAAUCGUCGCCGCAGGCAGACGAGCCGGACAGCGGUAGUGGCAGCAGAGCGGCAAGGGUACUAUGGGAGCAGGGGAAUGGGGGGCGGAGGAGGGCUACAAGCCACGGACCUCCGGCGAAGGAUCGUGUCCCAACGUUCCAGAAGUCGAAAAAAUUCACGUCUCCUAGAAGAAGAUGCUCCAAACACAAAAAAUUCUGGAGAUUGUCUCGGUGACGAAUCACCCAUUAGGCAAAGUUCAGGACAGCCGACAUGUGUCGGAUUCAAAAGAAAAGACAUCGAGGAAGAAGGAAGGGAAAUUACGGAGGAGAACUUAAGACUGAGCGAUGUGGUAACGGCAGAAUUAAAAUCAAGACUCUCAGUCGGAAGUUUUGGAAAUUCAGAGGACAACUACAGUGAGGAUGGAAAUGGACGAACAGGGAACAACCAGAGGCGAAACCGUUUCCGGUGGUUUAUCAAAGACCUUUGGCGAAUCGUGGGAAUGGCAUCAAGGACUCUGUUCCUCGGUGUUGUGCUACUCGUUACGCCAGGUCUUUGUCAUCAGGACGCUCAACACAUAACGGCAAUUUUGGGUGAGAGUGUGGUCUUCAACUGUCAUGUAGAGUUCCCUGAGCAGCAUCCAGUGCCGUAUGUUCUCCAGUGGGAGAAGAAGGUAGGCGACACGGGGCAGGAGAUACCAAUUUACAUAUGGUACGAGUCGUAUCCAACUCAUAGUGGAGAAGGUUAUGAAGAUCGGGUCUCAAGGGUGAGUCCUAAAUCACCCUAUGGCGAUGCUAGUCUCAACCUGACCAACAUUCGAGAGACCGAUCAGGGCUGGUACGAGUGUAAGGUCGUCUUCCUCAAUAGGCCUCCCAAUACACACAAAAACGGAACGUGGUUUCAUCUCGAUGUCCACGCGCCACCUAGAUUUAGUAUUACACCGGAGGAGAUAAUCUAUGUAAAUCUGGGCGAUGCAAUAAUUCUCAACUGCCAAGCGGAAGGAACGCCGACACCGGAAAUCCUAUGGUAUAAAGACGCCAAUCCUGUUGAAAUAUCAACGACCAUCGGGAUCUUUAACGAUGGUACAGAAUUGCGGAUUUCUACCAUCAGGAAUGAAGAUAUCGGUGAUUACACGUGCAUUGCACGAAAUGGUGAGGGACAAAUUAGCCACACUGCACGAGUUAUCAUUGCAGGUGGUGCUGUUAUCAUGGUUCCACCUACAAAUCAAACAAAGCUCGAAGGAGAGAAGGUUCAGUUUUCUUGCGAAGCGAAAGCAUUACCAGGUAACGUGACAGUACGAUGGUAUCGAGAAGGUGCACUAGUGACAGAAGUUUCAGCACUGGACACAAGAGCUUCCGUUCGUAUGGAUGGGAGUUUGGUGAUAAAUCCAGUCAGCGCUGAAGAUUCUGGACAAUAUCUUUGCGAAGUUACUAACGGAAUUGGAGAACCUCAAACAGCCAGUGCUUAUUUAAAUGUCGAAUAUCCUGCUAAAGUUACGUUCACACCGACCGUCCAAUAUCUACCUUUUCGUUUGGGAGGCGUUGUGCAGUGUUAUGUUAAAGCAAAUCCCCCUGUACAGUAUGUGACUUGGACCAAGGACAAGAGAUUAUUGGAACCCUAUCAAACGAAAGAUAUUGUAGUGAUGAAUAACGGUUCCUUAUUGUUCACUAGAGUCAAUGAGAAUCAUCAGGGAAAAUACACUUGUACUCCAUACAAUGCUCAAGGAACGCACGGUAGUUCAGGACAAAUGGAGGUGUUGGUUAGAAAUCCUCCAGUAUUUACUGCCGAACCAGAAGCGACGUAUCAGAAAAAAGUCGGCGAAACCGUAGAAAUGCACUGUGAUGCUCAAGAAGGAGAGGGAACCCAAAAACCUUCUAUUACCUGGCAGAGAAAGGACGGUAUUGGAAUCCAACGAAAUCGAGCAAAGAUUGUCGGGGGUAAUCUAACUAUUGACAGUCUUCGUCGCCAAGACUUUGGGUAUUAUCAAUGCGUGGCUUCGAACGAAGUUGCAACUAUUACUGCUUCCACACAGCUUAUAAUUGAAGGAACCCAACCGCAUGCUCCGUUUAAUAUCACUGGAACCGCAACUCAAUUUUCGGUCAAGUUAUCGUGGUCUCCGGGAUACUCAGGAGGUCCAGAUUAUAAGCAAGAUUACACAGUCUGGUACAGAGAAGCGAAUACCGUUGAAUGGACCACAAUUCCAGUGACACCUUCAGGAAGCACUUCAAUGACGAUAGGCAAUUUAACGCCUGGUAGUGCCUACGAGUUUCAAGUAUUUGGAAAAAAUGCCCUAGGCGAAGGUGUUCACAGUAAUAUUUUUACCAUUAAAACAGAAGACAUUAUAGAUUAUAAUUCCCUCGUAUUUCCAACUGAUUCUUCAGGAAACAUCUUAUAUCCGCGAAUCAUGAGACCCAAAGGACCAAAACCGGGUCCACCAAGGAAUGUAACGGUCAGAGAGGAAGAGAAUGGCUUCAUUAUUUCGUGGCAGCAUCCGGCGGAGAAAACUCAUCUGGUGCAAUAUUACACAAUCAGAUACAGAACUGAUGGACCCUGGAAAGAUCUCAACAAAGCGCGAAUUCGAGCUGAAGAUACUUUUUAUUUAGUGAAGAAUUUGGUCGGAGGUAGAACUUAUCACUUUCAAGUCUUCGCCAAUUCUUCGACGAAUUAUGGAGCAAGUGAUGAGGUGAAAUUCCCAGUGCCGGCUCGAGUGAAGCAUAAAGCAAUAACCGCUGGUGUUGUGGGCGGUAUUCUCUUCUUCAUCGUUGCCAUCAUCCUCAGCAUAUGUGCGGUAAAAAUAUGCAAUAAACGGAAGCGACGAAAACAGGAAAAAGAACUGCUUUCAGCGUAUAAUAUGGUAGCCUGCCGGUCCACUGAUGCCCGGAAUGGUGCAGGGCAGGGACCCCAAGGAACAGUGCCUUUAAAAAAACCUAGAAAGAGCCGAGUACCAGGUCUAAGUUUCCUAAGGGAGAUCCUGAAUGCCGAUACGCCAGAUUCCUUCCGGGAUCGUCCCCUUGGUAAAAUUUCACGAGCAGCCGAUGGUCGCUUUGUCAUUGCUGACUCGGUGCUUAGUUCAGCCAACAACAGUAUUCUAGACGCCUCGAGCAGUGAUGACGGUGGAUUUUUACCAAAAACCAAAUUAAAAUCAUCCUGGAGGCGGCCACUCGUUGGCAUGAGUCAAUUGAGUCUUCGCUCCGAUGGAAGUGGUGUUUCCAUUGGCGUUGUUGCUCCAGGACAUCUUGGCAUUCCAUUAAUGAGGCAACCGACAAUUUGCACAAUAUCGUCGCCAAGAUUCCUGGCGAGUUCACCUAGUGGAGCGCAAAUCCCCUGGACGCCCGUCUAUCUCAGCGAUCUCAGCUCCGUUCGUCAACCAUCGUCUGGAGAUCGUUCUUUUCCAACACCUCCCGGUUAUAUUCAACUAAGAAACGUUCAUCAACGCUACAGUCAAGAAUUACCAUCGCUAAAAGCAAUACACGCCGAAUCGAGGAGAUUCGUACCUGUUCAACCAUUGGCUACUUCAUCACCACCACAAACGGCCGGUAGGCCAAGAGCACGACUUCCUCCAAGACACGCACGACACGCUAGAUCGGCACCUGAACUUGCAGCAUCACCCGAUCUUGAAACAUCACCAGAGAGCAGAUCCAGUAGUUCCGGAUUUGGCAGCAAGAAUACAUCACAACAAAAUCAAAGUUCCCGAAGCGGUAGCACCGUUGCAGAAUGGAGGCCUCCUCCCUAUAGACCGCCUCCACCACCGCUGGUUGGCAAAUGGCUGGAGCUUCAAAAUCAAGCUCCAAAAGUACCUCCACACACUCAUAUUCAGAAUGCAGUUGACGCCGGCAGUGUCGAUGGUCACUAUGAAUUUGAUCCCGUGUCUUGUACACCAACUCCAACAUCAGCCUCCACACCAACGCGAGAGGAACGUCCACCUGCCCAUCAAAUGCACACAAUUCACAUCCCACAAAUUCAUCAGGUUCACACUGUUCAUCAUCAGCCAGCUAGAUACUCACGGGACAACAUUGAAGCUCGUGUUCAAGCCAUGAAAGCCGAAUUCCACCAGUUUCGACAAAGGCAAGCCAGAAGAAAACAGAGCGUCCAUUUGGAAAGUGCUUGCUGAUAUGAUGUCGAAUUAUUAGUCCCGUUGCAAUGAAAUUAACGGCUUCUUAAACUGUUAACCUGAGUUUUCCCUAAUCGUUCUUAAUUGUGGGUGGGCGAGAAUGGAAGUCAACCGGAAUGGAUAAAGCACACGACAUCACUCAUUCAAAACUAGUAAAAACUAACUCUAAAAAAUGAUUUAGAUAAGAGCUUGCCAGAAUCAAUGAUGAUCUCAAUAAAAAAGAGGCGCUAAAAUCUAACGUAAUAGUAAGAGUAGGGUUUAGUACUUGAAGAUUAAUUGUGUAACUUCGUGUUUUCACAAUUACUGAUCAUAUCUUGUUCAGCGCAAUGUCUUAAAAACAAUUUUCGUAUGGAUUUUUUCCAAAUGAAAUUUGUUGACAAUUUUAGAAAUACUUAAAUACAAUUGUGAAAUAUUUUCGUGAGGCUUAGCGAAAAUAUUUCGUCAUUUGUGCGAAAUGAAAGGACGCUCCAAAGAAAACUGUAUAUCUUUAUAACAACAAAAGUCAUAAUAACCUAAUCGUAAACUAAGUAAUAAUAAUUUAACAAAAAAAAAAAAAGAGAAAAACACUCAAGUAAUUAAUGAUGAGCAAAUGGACUCUAAACGUGAUAUUAGGCCGAAGCUUGCCUCGAGAUUGCUUAAGGACUCACUCGUAUUGCACACUGCCUGUCUAGGGUUUCGCUAGUAACCCAACAUAUUAUUGGCACAAUAAUUUUUCUUAAGCAACGUAACGAGAAUAAGUAACGCUCUUUGAAUUAAAAAAAAUAAAAAUAAAAUAAUCAAGAAAUCCAACUCUCAAUGACGAGAAUGAACAUUAUCGUGACACUUUUGAGACUUCAAAGCAGCCUUGUAACGCGUCAUUUUCAGCGAAUUACGAAUUUUUACACACGAUCUUCACGUUUAUAGUUCGAGUCAAAUAUUAUCGUCAAAAGUUUAUAUAGUCCCGUUAAUGUUCCAUCUCGUUUUAAGUUCGAUUCUCUUGAUAUUUGUAUAAUCGAAACUAAGGAGAGAGGAAAGCAUUAAACAUAUGUCUCUUCAAGUUACACGAAACGUUCUCAAUAACCCACCUAAUUCCCACCAAACGCAUUGUAUCAAAUCAUCAUCGAGGUCAGUUGUCCAAUUUGAAGAAUUUUUGGGAUUUUACAAAAAAUUUCUAACUUUUCUAUUAAGCAGAAAAAUAUUGACAUACCUUUCUUUUUUCGUUUAUUUUUUGGAAAAUAAAAGAACCAAAUUGAAAAAAUUUCUUGUACUAAAUUAAUAAAAGUUUAAUUAAAGGGAGCAAUAAGUAACUAGCAAAUUACAAAGACUUGUAACACUAAAACGUGUGUGCUCCCUACGGUAAAAAUUAAAAGAGGAUCAUAAUUGCGCGGCGUCCCUCGGUGUGGCGUUGUCAAUCAAUCAUCACACGCAUGCGUUACUUUGUUCCCUAUAGCGUCAUUAAAAAGAAAAUUUUAGCGCGAAUCUUAGUUUAAGUUUAAUAUUCGAUAUUUUGUUUUAUAAAUAUAUGUAAAAUAUUUUUAUCCUUUUUUUACAAAGAUUAUUGAAACUGAUUUAAUACUCUUGUUUAUUUAUUAAACAAAUUAUAAUUACUUUUAAUUUAGUAAAUUAUUAUUUUUAUAAACUAAAUUAUUUUAUUUAUAUAAAUUAAAACUAUUUUAAUUAAUAUAAUAAUCAACUUUUUGUAAUAUUUUAAACAAUUUCUUUUUUGUAAGAUUUCAAAAAUUCUUAGACUCUAGGCCUCAAAAAUACAUUUUACUUUCUUUUUUUAUAGUACAAAAUAAUUAUUUAUAUAUAAAUAUACAUAAUAUAGUAAGUAAUUAGCAAAAAGACUCUACUCACGAUUCAACUAUACUUGGAGAAAUAAAAAAAAAAAAAUACGCGCUGUGGAUAAAGAACCUGUACAGUGAAGGAGUGUAACUUGUAUUAUUAUUAAUUCGAGGAGUAUGCGCAAUAAAUUGAACGAAUGAGAGAGUGAACGUUUUAGAAAACACUCGAAGAGCAAUUAUAAUGGACAGAUUAAAAAAAAAAAAUUGAAAGAUAACAGUGAUUUAAAAAAAAAACGGAGAUGACACAAAGAGUACCAAUAUUCUAAAGUAAUUCUAAUAAUUGAAUUAACAAUUUGAUAAUUAAUUGAUAUUGUACAUCGUAACGACGUAGCGUGUAGUGAAUUAAUCAACGAGACUACGAAAGGCCGGAGAUACGUUUUUAAUAUGAAAGACCGAGGGUACUCGGUCAUUGCUGUUGUAACAUAUUAAUUAUUAAUGCAUAGUUAAAGAUAAUGUGUACUGAAUGUUCAUUCGUUCGACCCUUUACGUGAAAUAAAAAGAGAAAACUUUUUUCCAAACUCUUUUUAUUUUUUUUUAUAUUCAAAAAAUAUAUAAAUUUUUUUCAAUACCCCAAAGAGAAAUUUAUCCAACUAUAUAAACAAAAAAAAUUAUAUUUAAAAUUUCAAGAAAGUAUAAAAAAAAAAAGACAAAUGUUAUUUUUUAUGAAAAAAUAUUUUACAAUAUCUACUAUUUUAAUCAAUGAAACAAAUCUUGUUAUUGUUAAUUGUUGUUGCUAUAUUGUGGAAACAUUAAAUUGCUAAUUAUUUAUUGAUAGUAUUUAAUUUUUUCGAUUUUAUUUGUAAUGUGAUUAUAAAUAUAUAUACAUAUAUGUAUUGUAAAGGGUCUGAACGACGUAACUGCGAUAGAAAAAAAAAUUGUCAGCAGGAAUGAAACGAGACACAAAUAGAGGUGUAUAUUACCGUAAUUGUUAUUUAAUUUUCAUUAAAAAAAAAAUUAAUUCUGUAGUAAAAACACAAUUUUACAAAAGCAAUCAAUUUUACAAAACUUUAUAUACAGAGUGAUUCUUCGACUGUAUUGAACGAGUAGAUAUGUGAUUAAAAACAGACAAUUAAAAAAAAAAAUUUUUUUUAAAUUUGCAAUAAUCUGUUUUUUAUCACAAAUCUACCAAAUUACAGCAAAAAGACGUAAAUUUAACAAUGGAAAUGAAAUCCUUAAAUAGAAAAAUGAAAUGUCAAAUGAAUUAAGCAGAAACGAUAUUGUUUGUAUAAAAAGAAAAUGUUUAAAAAAAAUAUUUGUGAAUAGGAAAAGAAAAUUAAAAAAAAACGAAAUUCACAAUUUUGUAUCCCCUACAUUUUCUGAAAUGUUUACUGAUUGUUAAAAAUUUGUUUUAAUUUAACAUAAUAAUGAAAAAUUGAAAAACAUAAAAAUCUGAUAUCAAAUGUAAGAAUUUUUUUCUAACAAUACAAAAUUCGUUUUCAAAAUGUAUUGUUAUAAAGAAAAAAAAAAAAAUGAAAUCGAAUGUUAAAAAAAUUAUAAUGUAUAUGAAAUAUAAUAAGUGACGCGUGGAUUUUAGAGGAUAAAUGAUAAAUUGAAGUAGGAAAUAGGAGAAAAAUGAGAGGAAAUAUUGUUAAAUAAAAUCACUCUGUGUAAAUAACUAUAGUUAAGAACAUUCUUGUAUAAGAAAAAAAAGCACUGAUAUAGCUUCUUUUGACUUAAAAAAAAACCCUUAUAGAGUUCAAUCAUGUAAAUAUUACAGAUGCAUUAAACGCUCAGGAAGUUCACGUCGUAUUAAAUAAAAAAUGAAAAAUAAUAAUAAAAUAAUAAAUAAUACUAUAUAUAAUGCACAAUUUUUUUAAAUUAAGUGAACGGCGUGUUGUGUGUGAAAAAUUUGUUUAAAAAAAAAAAACAUAUAUCGUGCGAAUUGUACAUUAAUUACUAAUCAGCACCAAAUUUUACGGUAAUUUACAUCGCUAAUAAAAGAAAAAAAAAAGCGUCGGCCGAGCGCCUCCGUCAGCCGCACGUCUUUAUAGAUAAUCGAUAAAGGGUGUAAGUAACGUGUAGAUAUAUCAUAGUUAGAUACAACGAUCUCAAAAAGAAAAAAAAAAUGACGUGGAUCGCUAAACCUUAUUGGUCGCUGAUAUUUAAAGCGUUAUACACACAAUUUGACACAAAAUAUAUUAUUAUAUAUAAAUAUAAUAUGCAUUGAGUAUCGCGUAAACAAGAACGGCUAUGGUUGAAUCGUGAAUCGGUUUUGACCAGUAUUUAAAAUAUUUUAUAUUUUUUUUGGCAAUUUUUAUUUAUUUAUUUAUUUUUUUUGGUUUUUUUUUUUAAUGUCAAAAAGCUAAACUUUUCACGACUUUUUAAUCGCUUUGAAACUGCUUUUUUUUGGUGAGGAUUACAAUAUGAUCCUCGGUACAAUUUUUCGUACAAUGAUUUUUCCCACCUAUACUUCCGUACCUGAAAGCCAUUUUGUGACGUUCUCCGAAAAAAAAGAAAGAAAAUGAAAAACAAAAAAAAAAAAAUAACUGUAUUAAAGUGCAUUAGCCGUUAUAAAAAGGGACUCAGUCAAAGUGAUUUUUUUUUUUUUUUUUUGACUGAGUGCCAUUGCAGACUGACUAUAUGUAUAUGGUUAUAAGAACACGGCGAGUUGUAAUUAUUACAGAGAGGCUUUAUUAUCGAACAAUGGAUUUUACAUUGUUGUAUUUAUUGAUUAUUAUUAUUAUUGUUAUUAAUUUUUUUUUUUUAAACGAACGUAAGAAAUCGUUUCGACCAAUCACGUAUCUCAUGGCUGACGGGUACAAAUAUUUCAGCAAUAGCUCUGUACCGUUUCUCACAUUUGUUUUGUAAAAUCAGUAUUAAUAUUAUAUUUUCACUAAAAACAUAAUAAUAAAUUUGAAAUCACAAAUAAAAUUUUGAAUAUUUUAUUUAUUUCUCUUAUUGAUUUUUAUAAUGUCUUCGCUUUUUUUCUUAUUUGCUUUGACAAAGGACUGAAAUCUAAUAAAAGAAGAAAAAAAAUGUGAUGAUUCGUUAUAGAGCUAAAUGCGAGGUUUAAGUGAUCGCGUUGAUAUUAUAUGCUUACGAUUAUGAUGAUAAUGAUUGUGGUUAUGAUUAUGAUUAGUUAUUUAAAAAAAAAAAAAAAUUGCACUCUCACGCAACCCUUAUGAGAAAUAUCGUUUCCGUCAUCGAUUUUUCUUACAAGACUCUUUUAAAAUUUUUUUAUUUAAUUUUAUCGAUUGGUUUUGUAUAUUUGCAAUUUUUAUAAAUAAUAUAUUAGAAAUAAUAUUCACAUGAAACAUUCUACACGCCGCUUUCUUGUCAGACUUGCGAUAUUUAAUGGCUUUCUCAUUUUUCAUUUCUUCGUCUAAAAAACUUUUUUUUUGUCAAAAAAAGAAUUUUUUUUUACAUUUAAGGCUCAAACUGCGAUUAAAAAAAAAUUGCUAUGAAAUUUUUUCUUGUUUUAUUCUCUUAUAUUAUAUAUCUCUCACAAAUCCGAUACAUUCUCUCGCGACUCCGAGAACUCCCAAGACAUACUAACUUAGAACAAAUUGUAGACAAUUUAUUAUUGAAUGAAAUGAAAAAUAAAGCGACAUUUGAAAAGAAAUAUCUAUGAAAUAAAUUA
Leptopilina boulardi is the source of this 10600-nucleotide messenger RNA. Its product is annotated as protein turtle. Gene Ontology annotation, biological process: homophilic cell-cell adhesion; dendrite self-avoidance; axon guidance. Gene Ontology annotation, cellular component: plasma membrane; axon. The record is from RefSeq and is a predicted model, not a curated record. The transcript is spliced from 16 exons. Lineage: Eukaryota; Metazoa; Arthropoda; Insecta; Hymenoptera; Figitidae. Bases 1187 to 5197 code for a protein of 1336 amino acids. Gene Ontology annotation, molecular function: cell-cell adhesion mediator activity.